Schistocerca gregaria is the source of this 3663-nucleotide messenger RNA. Its product is annotated as WD repeat-containing protein 48. The record is from RefSeq and is a predicted model, not a curated record. Gene Ontology annotation, molecular function: ubiquitin binding. The transcript is spliced from 13 exons. Gene Ontology annotation, biological process: protein deubiquitination; double-strand break repair via homologous recombination. Lineage: Eukaryota; Metazoa; Arthropoda; Insecta; Orthoptera; Acrididae. Bases 212 to 2206 code for a protein of 664 amino acids.
UUACUUUGGCGAAGAAUACUAGAAAAUCACUGAGCCCAGAUAACUUUGACAGACAUAGAUGUAAUGAUGAAUACAAGUGAACGGAAUGGUGGCUGAGGUUAAGUUGACAAUUUAAUGUUUUCAAACUAAUGAACAGCUAAAUGCUACAUUUAAGUAUCAUGGGAUAGUUCUCUUUAUUUACCGUUCAUAUAAUUUAUUUCGCCUUGAAGCUAUGGCUACUCACAAAUCUGGAGGCCAAAGUGGCAGGAAGAAAGUUCAGGUAUCUUUCGUGAUACGAGAUGAAAUAGAAAAAAGGCACAGGGCAGGAGUUAAUUCCUUACAGUAUGACCCGCAUCUCCAGCGGCUGUACUCUGCUGGUCGUGACUCCAUUGUGCGUAUUUGGAACUGUCGUAACAUGAAGGAUCCAUAUCUACAAUCAAUGGAACAUCAUACAGAUUGGGUCAAUGACAUCGUUCUUUGUUGUGGAGGAAAAAACUUGAUUUCAGCAAGCUCAGACACCACAGUAAAGGUCUGGAAUGCACACAAAGGAUUUUGCAUGUCCACCUUGCGCACUCAUAAAGAUUAUGUGAAAGCUCUGGCAUAUGCCAAGGACAGAGAGCAAGUUGCAUCCGCUGGCCUAGAUAGGGCUAUUUUCUUAUGGGAUGUGAAUACACUGACAGCCCUCACAGCAAGCAACAACACUGUUACAACUUCUUCACUGAAUGGAAAUAAGGAUUCGAUAUACAGUCUUGCCAUGAACCCAUCGGGAACAAUUAUUGUCAGUGGAAGCACAGAAAAGGUCUUAAGAGUUUGGGAUCCAAGGUCCUGCAGCAAAUUAAUGAAACUUAAAGGUCAUUCAGACAAUGUAAAAGCUCUUGUUGUCAAUCGUGAUGGGUCUCAGUGUAUAUCAGGAAGUUCUGAUGGAACAAUUAAAUUAUGGUCUCUGGCACAACAGCGGUGUUUGACCACUUUAAGAAUACAUGAAGAGGGUGUAUGGGCUCUUCUGACAACAGAUAACUUCAGCCAUGUAAUAUCUGGAGGACGUGAUCAGAAAAUUUACAUGACCGACCUGCGAAACCCUGACCGACGAACUCUUAUUUGUGAAGAGAGUGCACCUGUUCUGAAAAUGGUAAUGGGACCAGAUCAGACUUCAAUAUGGGUCGCUACUUCUGAAUCAUCCAUAAAAAACUGGCUGCUGCCAAAAAGAGAUGCAGUGGGAGAUACUGCAGAUGAUGAUGGUCUCAAGCCUUUGAACCUAAAACCUGAUCCAGUUAUAAAAGGCGGGCCUGCAGUGAGACAUUACCACAUAUUAAAUGACAAGAGACACAUUUUGACAAAAGACACUGAGAACAAUGUAAUGGUUUACGAUGUUUUAAAGGCUUGUAAAAUUGAAGAUCUGGGGCAAGUUGAUUUUGAGGAGGAAAUAAAAAAGAGGUUUAAAAUGGUAUAUGUUCCUAACUGGUUUAAUGUUGACUUGAAAACUGGGAUGCUUACCAUUCAUUUGGGGCAAGAUGAAAAUGACUGCUUUUCGGCAUGGGUUUCAGCGAGAGAAGCAGGGCUUGCACCAAAUGACACAGUUGAUCAAAAAGUGAACUAUGGCAAUUUACUUCUGCAAGCUUUAUUAGAACAUUGGUGGAGACCACUGCAAGUUGAUGAAGAUGCAGAGUGUCACCCUGAUCAAGCUGGAGGUGGCCAGAGUCAGGGUGGCAAUGAGUACUUUUCUGUGCCAGGACAUACACCAGUUAUCUUCAGUGAAGUAGGUGGUCGAACGCUUUAUCGUUUGUUAGUACGUGAUGCUGGAGGGGAAACUGAAGGAGUUUUACUCAAUGAGACAGUACCGCCAUGGGUGAAUGAUAUUGUUGUUGAGAAAAACUUGCCAAAAUUUAUUAAAAUACCAUUCUACCUUCUGCCCCAUGCCACAUCAGGAGUAAAAAGUCUAAAAAAGGACCGAUUAAUAGCCAAUGAUUUCAUACAAGUGAGAAAAGUUGCUGAACAUGUGUAUGAAAAGGUGUUGGGUGCUGGUUCUGAAUCUGGCUCAGUAGCUGGUCCUAGUUCUCCCAGUGGAACAGAUCCAGAAAGACAGGAAACAGGAUCUAUAGCUGAAGAAAGGGUUGAACUUCUGUGUAAUGAUCAGGUCCUAGAUUCAAAUAUGGAUCUUCGAACAGUGAGACAUUUCAUCUGGAAAUCAUCCACUGACCUUAUGCUACAUUAUAGACCACUGAAAUAGUACCAGGGUUGCCCCGCUGUGUUGUGGUUAAUGCGCAAGCGGAAUAGUUAGAUGAACAUAAGCUGACAGAUUAUGAAUGUGGAACUGGCCAGUACAUAAGGAAUACUGUUAUUGUUAGAAAGCAGUUAUUCAUAUUACUUAUUGACUGGUUACAUUCUGCAAUGAGCAAACUUUCCACAAUUACAGUGCUCAAAAUUGCAAUUAGUUACAUGUGAGUUGCUGUAAGGGAAGUUCUAAGUGAAUUUAUACACCCAUCAGCCAGUUGUUCCUGCCAACACGUGCUACGUAUAUGAUGACAGUGUUUAAAAGUGGAAUCUGAUUUUUAACUUUUCCAUGGGUUACAUUCCACUGAAUUUAACUGAUCUGUAUAUUUCUCAUAGCUGUAAAUAUUGUAUAAUAUGUCAGAAACAUUUAUUACUGAAAUAUAUCGUAUAAAUAUUAAUUUGUAACCAUAGGGUCUUACUUUUAUCAUUAUUUGUAUCUUGUUAUUGUAUUGAUGUAUUAGUAAUUUUGUCAGUGUUAUGCCUCAUAUUCUUCACUUAUUUUCCUUUUAUAUUUCAUGAACGUGUAUUAUAAUUAUGAAUGACAUCUCUAAAAUGGAAAAUGUGUGUGUGUGUGUGUGUGUGUGUGUGUGUGUGUGUGUGUGUGUGUGUGAGAGAGAGAGAGAGAGAGAGAGAGAGAGAGAGAGAGAGAGAGACUGGAUUAAUUGGCCUGUAUAUAAGAAAUAUUGCCUUUUGUAUACUAUUUAUCCACCUGUCCUACUGUUUGUGAUGUUGAAUCUGUUAUCAGGUUAUUCUUCAGUGUCAUGUACAUACCUCAUUGUGACAUAUCUUUGUACAAAUUUAAAUGUCACUUACUUCCAGUAUUGUAAGUGCUGGGAGCUGAAGUCGGAAAGAAAUUUUAAAUGUGUAUUCACUGGCAUUGAGUUGCUUAAGUAAUCAAAGACUUUAAUGGUAACAUUAUAUGCGAUUCCCUUUGCAAGCAAGGGUUCCAGUCUCAGAACAUGUAGAAGACAAUUAUUUUAUUCACAAGAAUUAUUGCAGAAAAGGUUGUGACACCUUGUUCAUGUGAUAAACAGUGACUGUUUAAAAUUGUAUUUUUUCUUUACUUGUGUUAACCAGAUUGUGUUUUGCAGAUGUUUAAAAUGCUGGUACCAAAUUACAAAAACAGAAAAUGUAUUAAAGUUUUUGUUUGUUGGUCAUGUUUUCUCAAGCAUUGAGUUAUUGGUUUACUUUAAUCUGUUGCAUGUUUUAUGCUGUCAGAUAAAGUAAUGAUUUAAAUUCCACAGUUGCAGUACUUUAUUGUUUUACAUGCUUUUGUGAUACUUAAAAGUAAUUAAGUACUACUCAUUGAGUCAUGCCAGAACAUAAUGCUAUGUUCAAAAGCCAAGGAAUAGUACAAGUUAAACAUGCAGCUUAUAUGCUGAUUUACAGUAAUAAAAUAUUAAAAAAAUGUGA